UGUUUGUGUGUUCCACCAGCUGGUGGAGCCCCUGACUCCCAGUGGAACAGCUCCCAACCAGGCUCAGCUACGCAUCUUGAAAGAGACAGAGCUGAAGAGGGUCAAGAUUCUCGGUUCUGGAGCUUUUGGGACCGUCUAUAAGGGCAUCUGGGUCCCAGAAGGUGAGACAGUAAAGAUCCCCGUUGCCAUAAAAAUCCUCAAUGAGACCACCGGUCCCAAAGCCAACGUGGAGUUCAUGGAUGAGGCCCUGAUCAUGGCCAGCAUGGAGCACCCCCACCUGGUGCGCCUUCUUGGCGUCUGCCUGAGUCCCACCAUCCAGCUGGUCACUCAGCUCAUGCCCCAUGGCUGCCUCCUGGACUACGUGCACGAGCACAAGGACAACAUCGGAUCACAGCUGCUGCUCAACUGGUGUGUCCAGAUUGCGAAGGGGAUGAUGUACCUGGAGGAAAGGAGGUUAGUCCACAGAGACCUGGCAGCUCGGAACGUGCUGGUUAAGUCUCCCAAUCACAUCAAGAUCACCGACUUCGGCUUGGCCCGGCUUCUGGACACCGACGAGAAGGAGUACAAUGCGGAUGGGGGCAAGAUGCCCAUUAAAUGGAUGGCUCUGGAGUGCAUCCACUACAGAAAGUUCACCCAUCAGAGUGACGUGUGGAGUUAUGGAGUGACCAUCUGGGAGCUGAUGACAUUCGGUGGCAAACCGUAUGACGGUAUUCCCACACGAGAGAUCCCAGACAUCCUGGAGAAGGGGGAGCGCCUGCCCCAGCCUCCCAUAUGCACCAUCGAUGUCUACAUGGUCAUGGUGAAAUGCUGGAUGAUUGAUGCAGACAGCAGGCCGAAGUUCAAGGAACUAGCUGCAGAGUUCUGCAGAAUGGCUCGCGAUCCACAGCGAUAUCUGGUAAUCCAGGGAGAUGACCGCAUGAAGCUUCCCAGCCCCAAUGACAGCAAGUUCUUCCAGAGCCUGCUGGACGAAGAGGACCUCGAUGACCUGAUGGAUGCGGAGGAGUACCUGGUGCCUCGAGGUUUUAAUGUGGCCCCUUCAACGGGAACAGUGAGGCCUCGGGUUGACUCGAACAGAAACCAGUUUGGCUAUCGGGAUGGCGGCCCAAAUGCGGUGGAUGGAGCCCUGGCCGGUGCCCAAGGCGGUGGGAAUCAGGAGGCUUCGGGUAGCCAGGUUCCCGCUCUGGACGACCAGCGCUGCAAUGGCAGCCUGCAUAAAAAGAGCCAGAGCCAAGCUGUGGGGGAAGACAGCGGGGCCCAGAGAUACAGCGCCGACCCCACGGUCUUCCUGGGGGAGAGAACUUCUAGAGGGGACACUGAUGAGGAUGGCUAUAUGACGGCAGUGAAAGACAAGAGUUCCUCAGAGUAUCUGAACCCUGUUGAGGAGAACCCCUUUGUGUCCAGACGUAAAAAUGGUGAGAUCCAUGCUUUGGACAACCCUGGGUACCAUAGCACCCCCAACAGUCAACCUAAAGGAGAAGAUGAGUACAUCAAUGAGCCCCUCUAUCUCAACACCUUCCACAGUCCUGCUGAGAUGGGCCUCGAAACCCUGAGGAGAAAUGGUAUACCCUUACCCAACCUGCCUCCUUCUUCCAUCUCAGCCUCAACACCAGGCUCGCACCUCCCACUUACAAUUCAGACCAGUCUGCCCCACUACCCUCUGCCCUCUGUACAACCAUCUCCAGCUGGCCUGCCCUGCCUCCAUGGUCCAGCUGCUCACAUCCUCCAUGCCCACAACACUGUCAAGCAGCCUGGAAAUCCAGGUGGCUCCAUCGCUCAUAGCCAAACAGGAACUUCUGCUCAAUCCCAAGUGAGCCAAUCGGGUUCCCUGUCCACUUCGGCAACCAUCGGGCAUUGUAGCUUGCCGGCCUACCAGAGCUACGCCACCUCACAUCCUGGGAGCCUGCUAAAGCAUGGAGGGCAUACAUCAGGGAAGACCAGCGGGAAGAGGCUCAAAGUAACCUUUGACAAUCCUGAAUACUGGCAGCACAGCUUGCCUCCAAAGUCAUCCAUACAGGUGGCCCCUGAUGGGGCCCAGGGAGGCACUGCCAAUGCCAAGCUGUUCUACAAGCAGAAUGGACACAUACGGCCAGCGGUAGCUGAAAACUCUGAGUACAUGUCUGAAUUUGCUCUGAAGGCGGGCACCGUUCUGCCACCUCCUCCCUACAGGCAGCGAAACACUGUGGUCUAGAUUUCCCCCCAAUUUUGCUCUUGCCUCCUGCCACCCAGACAUCCUUUCUGGUUCCACCAUCAGUGGCAUCGUACAAAGCCCUGCCCCAACUCUUUCCAGAUAAUGUGCCAUCCGCUGUAGCAACAUCCAAAGGGGUUGGACAAGUACAACCAACUCGGACAGCUUGUCUAUACCCUGUCCAGUCCAUUUCUGUUUUGUAGAUAGAGACUAUCCUCCAACUCACUGAGAUGGUUAUGGCAAGAAAGAUCAGACAGAGAACGGUUGAGGGACUCAAUGAUGUUGCACCAAGGCAGAUGCACAACUCUCAGACAUAAAGGAUCAAGCUUUGGGGACAUAAACUCACUGCCAGCCACGUCAGUGUCACAUUUGUGAGAGAAACAGGACUUCUGUUAUCUUCCAGCAAAACAAAAAGCCAGAGGAUGAGCAAUAGAUUCUUAAAUAAGAAAGCAAUGGCCGAUUUGUCACGUUUUGCAAGCGUGAGGUGGGGAAACAAAGCAAAAUGCGGGCAAAGGAGGCACAGUUCGUUUUAGCUUGCGGAAAGAGCAACAUAAAAAGACUUAUGAGUCAUAUUCAGUGUUUUUGCCUUCCGAAUUAUACCGCGUGUUCUUGGAUUUUCCAUCAAAUAUGUGAAACUCAUCUAAUCCCACUGUUACUGUGAUAAUGUGAUGGCCUGAACUACGAUGAUCUCUUCUGUCUGUAGUUCAACCACAGACUGUAAACCAUCGCCUGAAAAUAUCCAGGGCUUGUUUGAUUGUUUUUUGCUGGACUUCUGUAAACUUGUUGACAAUGAUCAAAAUCUGAUUCAAGGAAAGGAAAUACACUGUUAUUACUUUUCUAUACAUGGUUUCAGUGCUGAAAAGUUUAAUUUUCUACACUGGUUUUCCCAUCACACCACAGAGACUAACUUUGAUGAGUAAAUGUUUUUAUGGAAAUUGCUGCGUACAGCCAAAUUGUGUGUGAAGAUCAUCCAAAAAGAGGCAGAACUCAAACUGGUGAUCACAGGGAGCGAGAACGCUAGAAAGAAAAACAUCUACUAAGAGGGCGAGGGAAGGUUCCUACAAGCCGACUAAUGAAGACCUCAAGGAAUGAAGGAGACAGCACCAGCACAGCACAGUAAAACAUACUGCUUUUUAAUGUGUGGAUCUGGGUUUGCAUCAGUGUGAUUGGGAUGAGUGUGUGUUCCAGCAAGCCAGUCGGACCCCUUUGAGAAAGAGAAAACAUCGCAGUGGCAGUGUAAUUGACAGCUACAGAUAAUAACCAGCAGUAGGCUUAAACAAGGCUUUUAAAUGUGUGGAUACUGACAAAUUAAGAGUCAAUUAAAAGCUCUUGGAAUGGCAACAAAUCUCCUGAAACACUUCAGAGUCUUCGCAAAUCAGCCUUUUCUUGUCAGGAAUGCAUGGUUUUACACCGGAUUUGUUGACAUACCCUGUGCAGUAUUACCUUUUGUUUUACUUGGUUUAGUGAUCCUGGCCGUUGUGAAAAGUUGACAAAAACCAUGUUCUUUUAAUGUUCUCACAGCCAUUUCAAUACAAUUUCUUAUUGAACUCGUCAAUGGCAUCAUGCAAAUCAGAAUGGGGACCCAGAUCAACAUCAAUGUAUUAUCGCCAUUUCAUACUCAGAAAAACACCAACAUCUUGAACUCUUUCUUUAAGUUACAUGACCUUCACCUGCACCAAGAGGCAUUUUUUUUUUCUACCUAACGGUUGCUGCGAGGUUGCAGUGAGGCGGUAUCUUCAGCAACAUAACUGACUGUGCUUUUCAGGACUGGAAAGAUAUCCAAACAGUUACCAUAACGUUAGAACAUUUCUUUUUUAAAUGUUGUCAUUUUUACCUAAGUAGUUUCAAAUCUAGUAGAGACAGCACUCCCGUCUUCAGUUUGGUUGCUCAAAUUGUUUAUGUGAAAAUGCUCAGACGUUACUUUCUUUACUUAGUGUUUCCUAGAUAAAACCUUAUGAAUAUGAGGUUUAUUAAGCAUUACAAGAGAGACAAAACUCCUCCAACUCCAGAGUUUGUUAUUGAUUCAUGACUUCUCAACACCCCAAGAGCCAAAUCAAGGACCAAUGCAUUUUACUAUUUUAUUUACUUAGUUUUGCUUUUAUAAACCGAUUAGUUUUACUGUAUGCUUAAAGAACUUUACAUGACAUACCAGCCACAUAUCAUCACUUACUGCACCCUCCACACUUAUCGGCAAGCCUGGUAAAGAUGUGUAGAAAGCUUUCACUAACAUCUAACACGCUGUUGGUUACGAUAACAUUUCCAAUCAUUAUUUGGAUUUUUGACUAAAGUUAAAAAGACAGCAGAUUUACUGGCUGAUUUCAAGUGAAUGUGCUUCAUAAGUGUGAUGGAUUGUGCUCCUUUAUUUAUUAUUUUCAGAUAUAUUUCCCGUUGCGAAAAGCACAAUCAGCUGAAGUUAUCUUUCUUGUAAGCAAGGGAAAAAUGUAGAAGCCUUCUUUCAGCCAGCUGGCUGACAGUGCACGGGAUCAGAAAGCAUCUGGUCAUAAAGUUCUCUUGUAUUUCUUUAAAGGGACUUUAAAGUGUAGGAAUGAAUCAUAAAAAAAAUAUUUUGCAGGUUAGAAAGGGAAAUUCUGAACUUUACUGCCCCUCUGAGCUCUGUUGUUAUUGCGGUUAAGAGCAAAGGACACCAUGGCAUCAGACAUGUGUCAAAGAAUGCACCUCUGUUGAUUUCUGGAAACAAUGCACCCUGUGACCUCUGUUAAGUAGUCGGCACCCCAAGGAGGCAAUCCUUUCUGAAACUGUUCAGGAGCAUCAUUCUAGCUCCUCUACCUGCUCCUCCCCUACCUUGUUUUGCUAGUUCUUCUAUUGGUUGUGUGUUGGUCCGUUUCUGGUGGCUUUUUUUUUUUAAAUACAUUAAAUCUUGUCAUCAUGGUUUAAAAAGAUACAUCCUAACAACUGAUUUCUUGCAACUGGCGAACUCUAGACUAACAGUUUUAAGUUGUUUAAAAUUGACAUAUUGAGCAACUGUUACACUAUCGUAAAUUAAUUUCGGUGUAGUAAAUAAUUUCUCGGUAUCUCUUUUAUUGUAGACGCGCCACCUUCUGCCAUAAACAAGUAUCUGCAUCUAUCCAAAAGCCACGGAAAUGUUCUCACUCUUUCAAUGCUUGUCAGCGGCCUUAUUUGAUGCGCGAUCAGCUCCUUGAUCUUUCUUCUCAAGAGAACAGCCAUUAGAGUCACUACUGAUGCCUCUGCUGCCAUCCAGCAAGAAAAGAAAACAUGUUUUAAAAAGACUAACAUUUUUCAGUUUGUAAAAACUGCUUUCAUUGUUAAAACUGCUUUUCAUGCAAUGGAAAACUCCAUCUAGUUUCUUGUUUACCUUAUAUGUAUGCGUGUCUGUGAGGGUUGGACUAUGCACAUGUAAAGCUAUAUACAGUAUGUUCUUCCUUUCCCUGGAGCACUUUGAUCAAAGAUGUGGGUAGAAAGUCUGUGUUUCUAUACUGUCUCACUGAAAUAUUCAACUGCUUUCUCUGGUAGUUUGACGUUUAAGAAAUCAGAAGCUUCAGCAAGAGUCCGAGGAAAGUAAUGCGUUCACGAGUUCAAUGGGGAGAAGGAAAUACAUUUAAAUGUGUAGGAUUCAAGGUUUCCAUAUGAACACAUUGGCUAAUUUAUAAAGCAGUGUCUCAUAUCAACUUUUAAAACUCAAAUUCUUUGAAACAGAGACAACAUUUUAUAUUAACGUUAAAUAUUAAUAGCAUAUUUCCACCUGUUUAUACUGAGCAAAGAAAUCAAUAGUCAAUACUAGAGUUUUAAAUUUGAAAAAAAAAAGCCACACUGAGUAUUAAAUUGUUUUUUUUUUAUUUGCACUUAAUUAAACGACAGGCAAAGGCAGGAUUAUAAACAAUGCGAAAUUUGUUAAAAAAACAUUGUAGUUCAGACUAGACUGUGUGAGUAUCUCAGUUGUUGAAAUGCAGAGAACCCAUGGCAAUCACAACUUUUAAUGUCAGUUUUCAUUGACCAAUUGAAAAAAAGAACAUUUAGAGUUGAGAUUAUCCCAGCUAUGUUUUGUCUUCUAAAAACCUUGAUAAUCUUUCUGUGUCUAUCAAAAAUCUUUAGUUUUCUUUUUGUGAAAGAACUUGAUUAUUUCCCUUGCACUGACGACUCACAUUUGAAAUAUAUUUUACUUUGGUCUUGAGCUGUGUUACCUGCUGCCAUGUAGCUGAACCCAAAGUCCAUACAUGCAUGGGCCUCUUUGGAAAAUAUGACUUCCUGUAACACUUUUCAUUUGGUUUUAGUUGCAAAAUGCAUCUGUUCAAAAAUAUUCUUUGCCAGUUUGUUUUGCUGGCACAGGAAAUGGGGACAACCAGAAGGCAGCUUUAUGUUUUUACAGACAGAUCUUGUUCCGAACACAACAGUUUGGGCAGAGUUUAUAAUUUUUUUUUUCUUUUUUUUUUCGAUUUUAUUUUAGAACAUACUCAUACAUAUGUGAGUCUGGCAAAGGCUGAUAUAUGUUUUGGAAAACCUUUCCUGGUUGGUGCUGCUGGCAUGGAAGACAGCAAGACGAUCUGUUCUAAUAGAACUUUUUCAAGUUUUAUUUGGGCCAAAUUUUCAUAUGUUUAAUUUAAUUUUAUGGCACUGUUUAUUCUAAGCCACAAAACAAAGGCAAGUUACCGUACCUUGCUCCAAACAAAAUAGCUUUUUAACACUUAAAAUUGUACCAUCACCAGUUUUGGCUACUGCUAUGAGAAACCUGAACACACGAAGAAGGAACAGUCGUCGUUUUUUCUUCUUUUUGUCAACUACUUGAUAUAUGCUAGCUUGGCCUGUUGGUCUAAAUCAGUUUGUACUGUUAGCUACAACUAAACAGGAACCACAGGCUAAUUCUGUCUUUGAAGGGGGUUUUUGGUUUUUAAAAAGAAAAAAAAGCACUACACAGUUGUGUCAAAUGUGUUUUACUUAAGGACCUAUACUCUCGUAUGUAUGAAUUAGCUUGACGGAUUUUGUUGUUUUUUAAGUAUUCGGCUAAGGCAAUUUUGGACUGUGAGUACAGAAAACUGGAAGGUACAGAAGUUUUCUCCGUAUGGUCACAGAACUACUAAAAUAAUUGAUUGUGCUGCUAAUGUGUGUGUACUUGGCUAAACAUUGAAAAAUACAAAUUACAUUAUUAACAUUAGCCUUUUCCUAAAUUUCUCUGUUAAUCGUUUUGUACCAAAGGCACAGAGAGCUGGAAGGUAGGGACAUUAAUUCCAUGUAAUCAAAAGAAAAAUUUCAGUUUUUGUCCAAAAACAGAUUCAAACAAAUGUUUAGGUUUUUCUUUGUUUGAUAACAUUCUCCUGUUAAUGUGAACUUGGAAGAACUCUAACAAUUGUUUUAGAAAAGCAUUUCAAUGAGUGUGUAUGGCAGUAGUGUGAGGUUUUCAUGUCGACAGAGAUACAAAAAAAACCCAACAAAAAACAGAGCUACGCUAACUUUCACUUUCAUUCCAAAAAAAGUAAAAAACAAAACAACUAGACUUGUUUUCAGAAGUUUGAAGACCAGUUGUUUUGGAUUUUUUCCUUUUUUUGGAAUGACCAUGACCUGGAUGACUGGGAAUCUUCACCAGCAACUGUCACUUUACUUUUUAGAACCUAAAGUUGUAUGAGUGAACUUGAUCCAACUCUAUAUUUCCUUUUUUUUAAGUCAAGCCAGGUAAUUUUGAAGGAAUAGAAAACAAGACAUCUGGUGUUUUCAAAUGGACAAAGAGUUUUUAGAAGAAACCGAACCACACAAAUAGUGUAUCUUUUUUAUAGCAUCUUCAGAACUCAUGUUUGCGUGAACCUGGCCUUAUAUUUUCAAGAAAGUGAUCUGAAUCAGUUUGUGUUUCAGAGACAGAAAACCAGAGACAGGUUAGUUAUUGUUGUGUCGUUACAGGGACGUGUGUGUAAAAAGAAAAAGCAUAUCAUGUAUCACUGAACUUGUUCGGCCAAGUUCACUGAUACGAGCUAUACUUUAUUUUAUUUUGUUAGCUAUUUCUCUAGAUCUGUUUUACCUGUAGGUACAGAAAACCUUAAGGCAGUCUCAUGAGAUUUUUUUUGGAUAGAGAAUAAAAGUACAGCACCUACACAGAUACUUUUUAUAUAGUUCUUCACUAAAGAACAUAAAAGUGAACAUGGCAUAACUUUUUUCCCUUCUAAACCACUUUAGUACUGUAGACAUAAUAACUGGAAGAUAGAAGCCUUGUAUGGUCAAAUGGACAGGAAAGAGAACAAUAAUACAGCUAUUUAUUUAUAUGUCAUAAUUUAAACACCUGCUCCUGAAUAUGUGAACUUGGCCAAACACUGACAUUUAUUAUUUUUACUGAAGGCGACGGAGAUGGGAAGCCAUUACACUAUAUGCCAUCUGCUGGAAUGACUUUCUUUUGUUAUUAUUUGAAAAACUUGCUGACUUUUUUUUUUUUUUUUUUUGUUAAGAACCCACGCAAAUAUUUGUGAGCUUGGACCAUGUAAUUUAAAUCUGUUUCUACUCUACGCGCAGAAAAACAGAAAGCAUGAAAGACAGAUAUUUAAAAAAUGUUUUAUGUAAUAGUCUAACUCUGUAUAUGUGAGAGGCCUACUACUGAUUUUUUUAAAAUAAUAUUUCACCUAAUUUAUUAUCCGAAGCUAGACAACAAACUGAAACACCUCACUUGUUACCUUCCAUUCAGGCUAAAGUGGUGUUUGAUAGCAAAUAAUGUUUUCUUCUAGCAGAGUUCUGCCCUGUUCUUGGAUGACAACACCACUGGAAGUUUUGUCCAGGGUACAACAAAUAUAUCUUAUAUUUAUAUAUAGUUAAACAGCACAAACUGGGACUUAAUUUAUCUGAAAUAUUUCAAGAGAUGUGUGUGUGUGCGAUGACGUUUUCUCCAUGCUAUCACGGACGUAGAUUAUCCACUGUUGUGUCACCUGCUGUACAUUAUUUAACUGGGUUGUAAAUCUAGCUCCAAACUUUGCUUGUCUGGGUUUUAAUAAUUGCACAAUGUAUCAUCUAUAUAAAAAGUCAUCCUUGUUCUUUUCCACAAUAAAACACCAGAUCAGUGUAACUGUACAGAAUCUGGAAGAGGGGGGUGUUCCUCCAAACUUUAUCUACACAUACUCCUACAGCAACAAAUGUGAAUAGUAUUUUUCUAAAGCACUGCAAAGGCCGACAUGGUGAAUUUGUACAGAAGGGAAGCGAUGCUUUGAAUUUAUAUCGGCCUUCUCUCGGACUUUUCUCCUGCUUAUCACGACUUGUACAAAAAGAGACUUACAUAUUUGCUUUAUGUGAGCGUGUCUUUGGACUAAUGGGGAUUUGUUUUUAAAAGUGCUUGUUGACCUUUUUAUCAUGUACAAUUGUUCAGUGGCCCUACUCCAAGCCUCGGUAGCUGUCCUCAUGUAUUAUUUUGUUUUGUGUAAACACUUAAACUUUAUAAUAGUUCUGGAGGCAAGCUGAUCAAUGUAAUUUAAUAUUUCAUUUCCUUUGUAUUUGCCAGAUUAACCCACCCAUAUUUACAAAUCUAUUUUCCUCCAUAAGUCCUUUUAUUUAUCAUCAUAACUGUGAAACCAGUGCUGCCAACUAACAUAGACAGUGCUACUUGCUCUGCUUAGUUUCUAUUAAAUAUAUUACUGAGCCAAGUCUACCUUCAUCCUUUUCCUGAAAUGCAGAGCACAUCUUUCCCAAACCAGCUUCUUUCCCUUUUCAUUUCCGAUUUAUUUUGCAUGCUUUUGGAGGCGAUACAAUGGAGAGAAUUUGCUGCUCUUCUUCGCCCUCUGACAUGUCUCUCUUAUCAAUUGUCAUUGGUGACUAUCUUUCUCCAAGUCCUUUGAAAUCACACCCAAAGCUUUAUAUCAGAGAAAUACCCUUCCUCAUGUUUGUUACAUGAAUCUGUCAAAAGUAUAUUUUUAAUUUAAUAUAAAUAAAGAUUGAUUCUGUA
Messenger RNA from Fundulus heteroclitus (mummichog), 10067 nucleotides. Its product is annotated as receptor tyrosine-protein kinase erbB-4-like. The transcript has 10 exons. Gene Ontology annotation, cellular component: basal plasma membrane; signaling receptor complex. Gene Ontology annotation, biological process: cell surface receptor protein tyrosine kinase signaling pathway; positive regulation of cell population proliferation; positive regulation of kinase activity. Gene Ontology annotation, molecular function: ATP binding; transmembrane receptor protein tyrosine kinase activity; epidermal growth factor receptor binding. Bases 236 to 2188 code for a protein of 650 amino acids. NCBI's taxonomy places the organism in Eukaryota, Metazoa, Chordata, Actinopteri, Cyprinodontiformes, Fundulidae. The record is from RefSeq and is a predicted model, not a curated record.